AUGACCAGUUGCUGUCAGCUCACGCAUUGUGUGCAUCAAGUUCUAGUAAGUUAUAAACAGAACAGCGACAAAGUUUCCUGCAAGUUUGCUUUAACUCCUAAGCAGAUGAGCUUUUCCUUACCUGCAUCAUCAAUUUGGCCUUCAAAUUUUCAACUGCUAAAUAAUGAUGCUAAAGGCAACAUGCGCAUCAAAGGCAGUGGAAAUUAUUCCUGCAAGCUGAAAUUCAAAGAGCAAUCAAUUAUAGAUCGCAAUCCACAUCAGGUGAAAAGAACUUAUCCUAAAUGGGACAGAGAGGGUGUAUAUCCAUCUUUAACCCCAGAAAUGAAAGUUGUGGUCAAGGAAUUGACAGAGAACAUUCAGCAAAUAUUGGAUGCUGUUAGGUCUUCUACAGUUGUUGAAGUUCAGGGUGAUAAAAUCAGGAAACGCGAUGAUUCGGUAAAAUGGACAAUGCCACCUUCUGUUCAGUUUUCACCUGCAUCAGACUCGCUACCUCCCAUGUCUCCAACUAUUGCUACAUUGCCAGCACAUUUCCAAAAUGUUAAAGUUAAUGAGAAGACCAUUGAUCAAAAUCAUCCCAAGGGUCAGAUAGAUGUUAAUGCUGCCACAAUCUUAAGCUCAUCCUCUGGGGUUUCGCAUAACCCGUUACAUACUGUCAUGGAUGGGGAAAGUUCAAAUGGGCGUUGAUCACCUGGAUCCGCUUCAUUGUGUCAACCAACACCAUUAUUGAACGUAGGAAGAGGGAAUGACCUUUGGUGAGUCUAAUCUGUUUAUUCAAAAUUUUAUUAGAGUAUCAAACACUCCGGAAAAAUAGUUUUUCAAAAAAGGAAAAAAGUUUGAGAGAUACAACUGAAAAGAUAGA
Spinacia oleracea (spinach) is the source of this 859-nucleotide messenger RNA. RefSeq lists its product as uncharacterized. NCBI's taxonomy places the organism in Eukaryota, Viridiplantae, Streptophyta, Magnoliopsida, Caryophyllales, Amaranthaceae. Bases 1 to 684 code for a protein of 227 amino acids. The record is from RefSeq and is a predicted model, not a curated record. The transcript has 5 exons.